GGCCAUGGCAAGCGCAAUGGAACUCUUCCUGGUGGUGUCAGUGUUUGAUGGUUUGGAAGCUUGGGAAGUGAGAUUUGGUAAAAUUGGAUCUUUGAUUUGUGAUCCGGUGAUACUGACUAACGGAGACCGCACCGAGUGUCCACUUCCCGGCAUUUACGUUCAGUAUCCCCGUUACCUCCCUCUCAUUGACCGGCUUUUAGCAAGGUUGUAUCUCAAGCAUAGAUACUCAAGUAGAAUUGUAGGUUUGUUCAGAUCGUUGCCGGAGUUUGUGUUCUACCAUGUUGGUGCAUCGUAGCAGGGAUAGGGGGGCUGCGUAUGGAGCAACCCGUGAAGCCGCGCCCAGAGGGGAAGAGCUGUCUUCUUGGUGAGUUUACAGCAGAAUUAAGUGAU
Molecule: messenger RNA, 390 nt
Organism: Colletotrichum acutatum
Lineage: Eukaryota; Fungi; Ascomycota; Sordariomycetes; Glomerellales; Glomerellaceae
Exons: 1
Coding region: 5-295 (96 amino acids)
Source: RefSeq, a predicted model, not a curated record